Messenger RNA from Monoraphidium neglectum, 417 nucleotides. RefSeq lists its product as hypothetical. Lineage: Eukaryota; Viridiplantae; Chlorophyta; Chlorophyceae; Sphaeropleales; Selenastraceae. The record is from RefSeq and is a predicted model, not a curated record. The coding region runs from base 1 to 417 and encodes 138 amino acids. The transcript has 3 exons.
AUGCUGAAGCGCAUCCGGAGCCGAUGGCACUGCCAUCCAAUGCUGCGCCGAGGCGCGGUGGGCGUCAUCGGCGCGGCGUUUUUGCUGGUGGUGGCGCGCUUGGCCCUGGAUGUGGAGACGCUGACGUGGCGGGGCGCCAUCCGGCUCGACCACCGCCACGGCUGCUGCGGCGUCGAGGCGCAGUGGCGCAGGGUAGAGGCUCAGAAGGCGUCGAUGCCAAAGGCACGGGAGUUUGACGGCCUGACCGCACGGCAGCUGAGGGGGCGGCUGCCGAUCUGGGUGAUCUCGCUGGCGAGCGCCACAGACCGGCGCGCGAACGUCAUCCGCAACAUGCAGGCAGAAGGCGUCGAUGUUGAGCUAGUAGACGCUUUGGACGGCCGCAACGCGUCCACACCCGAUGACGACGUACAAGAGUGA